Molecule: messenger RNA, 1109 nt
Organism: Oryza brachyantha (malo sina)
Lineage: Eukaryota; Viridiplantae; Streptophyta; Magnoliopsida; Poales; Poaceae
Product: agamous-like MADS-box protein AGL61
Exons: 1
Coding region: 297-950 (217 amino acids)
Biological process (GO): regulation of transcription by RNA polymerase II
Molecular function (GO): RNA polymerase II cis-regulatory region sequence-specific DNA binding; protein dimerization activity; DNA-binding transcription factor activity, RNA polymerase II-specific
Source: RefSeq, a predicted model, not a curated record
UCAUUUUCUGCUGCUCAAUUGUAACUGAUGGAUGAUUCAGUUGUGAUGUACAUCAACCAUAUGGCAAUACACAUGCAGAAAAUAUUCAGACAAAUUGCUGCUAGUUCAUAUAUAUGAGAUGAUAUUCAUGUGCAGCGAUGCAGAAGAAUUCACCUGGCAAGAUUAGCAAACACAUCCAACCGGUUACUAAUAAAAUAUUAGGAUAUGUAGCCGUCCCCUACUUGGACUUGGACUCGGAGAUUUUGCAGGUAUAAAUAGACGGAGAGCCAGCCGCCGCAUCGGCGACGAGCUGAGCCAUGGGGCGGCCACGAGCAAGGGGGACGAGCAAGGGGAAGCAGCGGAUCGAGAUCCGCUACAUCGAGGACAGCGGCAAGCGGCAGGUGAGCUUCUCCAAGCGCCGCGCCGGCCUGUUCAAGAAGGCGUCCGAGCUCUGCCUGCUCUGCGGCGCCUCCGUCGCCGUCCUCGCCUUCUCCGGCGCCGGCAACGUCUUCGCGUUCGGCGGCCCGAGCGCCGACGCCGUUGUCCGCCACUAUUAUUAUUACGCCUCCUCACUCCGCGGUGUCAGCGGCGGCGCCCUGCCUUCUUCUUCCGCCACGGCCGCCACGCCCGGCCGCGGCUGCGAGGAGCAGGAGGCGCUAUGGCGAGCGGUGGAGCAGACCAGGGCGGAGGUGGCGGCGGAGGAGGCACGGGCUCGCGAUAUCGUGGACAAGGUCACGAAGGCCGUGGCCGGGAGGCGGUUCUGGUGGGACGCAGACGUGGAGGCGCUCGGCGAGGCGGAGCUGCCACGUUUCGGCAUGGCGCUCGAAAAGCUCAGGCGCAGCGCCCGCCUCUGCGCCAACAGGCUGCUGCUCUCAGCCAUGCCAUCACCAUUGACAUCGCCGCCGCCGCCGCCGCCGUCUUCUCUAGCGUCGACACCAUGCUUUACUACGAUGCCCCAAGCAAUGCCUUGAUUAUGGUUGAUGGCUGCAAUUUGCUCCAUUUUGUUUAGAGAGCAGCUAGCUACUCAAUGCCUUGAUUAAGAGUUUUUUCCUUAUCCUUAAUAAGCCACCAUGUGAUACUCCUCUUUUCUAUAUAAAAUUUAGUGUCUUCUAGUACCUAAGGUAUUAAAA